ACUAACGGCCGCUUUUACUGAGCUCCUAGGAAGGAGUCAGGCCCUGAGCGAGGGACUGCCCAGGCAUCUGUGCAUUCAUUUGACACACAGGAGCCCAGUACCUACAAGGACCAAGCACUGUUUCAGGUGCUGGUGAAACAGCAGUGAGUGAAACCCACAAAAAUCCUUGCCCUCGUGGAGCUUUCUAUGUUGUGCAUUGACCUGUGGUGUGAUGAUCGUCCCCCUCUCAAAGCAGACAAAACCGAGGCUCAGAGAACUUGUGCUUGGUGCAAGGCCACGCAGCUGGGAAGUGCAUUAACCGAGAUUAAUAUCCAGUUGUCUAUAGCUUCAAAGUGUAGUUCUUUCCUCUUUGCCUCCUAGAAGGGAUGAGGGCGGAGGGCCCUGUGGGGAAAACAGCCAGAGCCUUUGAAUCGGAGGUUGCUAAUAUUCAGCGGAGUUUGUGGAAAUAUUAGCGGAUGCAUAAGCAGAUGGAAGUGACACAGAAGCAAAGGGAUACAGCAGGACACAAGAUACAGCGGCCACAAAAGUCAGAAAACCUGAAUCCACUCACUAGCCGCGCUACCGGGCCUGUCACACUGUCCGCGCUUUCAUUUCUUCAUCUGUCCAACGGAGACAACGCUGUUUGCUCUUGGCUGCUUUAUGGGAGACUCAGAGUCAAACAUAAACCCUAAAAAUGUUUUGUAAUGUGUUGACUGCUGUACAGCUGCUAUUAGCUAACUCUGGUCAUCCGUAAUGAGGGCAGCGGUGAAAGGUAAUGAAUUCUGCAAAAAACGAUCUCUUUCCAUUUCUCUCCAGGUUUCCGUUCCAAAGUUUGACAAGGUUCCUUGGUUUAGUGAAGCCAGCCUCAUAAAUAAGCCGUUAGUGCUCAGCCUCCCUAAAAGAUCUCCCCAUGCCUCUGCCACUUUUCUGAUUUCAUCCAAGAAGGAUAUGCACUUGCCAAUUUUGUUUCCUGUUCCAGAGGACUCAUCUAAGGCCAGGAGGAACCAACGUAACCUCCUGCUGAUCAGAAACAAGCAGCUGUGCUCCACAUGUCGAGAAAUGAAAAUGGUACAACCAAGAACUAUGAUGAUCCCAGGUGACGAGAAACUAUCCUUCAAGAAUUUUAUGAGUCCUAGAAUGAUGAGUCUUCAGCCACCAAAAGCUCAGACCGCACCCACGGGUCCUCAUGAUGACAUCCCAACAGAGAGCGUUCGCUACCGACUGCCCAUUUUGGGCCCCAGGACAGCUGUCUUCCACAAACUGUUGUCAGACACCUACAGAACUCUGCAGGGGACACAGCUCUCUUCCUUACCCAGAAAGGAGCCAGCGGGCAAGACAGGGAGGCAGUGAGUGACCAGAGCACAACACUUGGCAGACUCACAGAGAGAAAACCAUCUCAUCGAGCCACUUUCUGACACUCGUGCGUUCUCGUGAUUUCUUCCCAUCACCAAAAAGAUGACCGAAUUCUGCCUUCCUAAGAGUGGCUAAUAUGCUGGCUCUUGCCACCAUCUUCUCCCUCACUUCUCCUACAGACAAACGGUUUAAUUUACACGAUUAUAAAGAGGGGCUGAGUAAAAUGGAACAUUUUGAGUGUCAUUCAUUUUAUUUUGUUAAAGAGUCUUAAUUGUGUUAUAAUAGACAACAUCCUUCGGUUUCUAAGACACAGAUUUUCUGUGAAAAUUAUUUCAGCUCUUCCUUCCAGGGUAGGGGGCUGAAGAUGGCUCCUGAAGGUCCCUCAUGGAUUCAACCUGUUAAGAAUAAAGGAGAUAAAUGAAGGUCACCCUUCUGUCCUUACCUCUGUCAGUUAACUCUGAUGGGUGACAGGGACACUGUGAUGCCGUAAGUGGGGAAUGGGACGUGAUUAGUUGUCACCCUUGAGAUGUUCAGUGAAAUCCAAACCAAACGCCUGGGUUUGAUAGUUUGGUUACUUAGGUUUCACAGGAUGUAUAUCUCCAGUCCCAUGUAUAUCUCUAGUUCUGUCCUGGUCCAUGUGUCAGCAGUGUGAGAGAGACAAAGGAAAUCUCUAGGCUUCCAAAUAGUUUAUUUAUGGGCACAGAGGCUCCACGUCCAGCUUCAGGAGGGCUCAUAUAGAAAGUUUCCUUCUGU
Molecule: messenger RNA, 2085 nt
Organism: Rhinolophus ferrumequinum (greater horseshoe bat)
Lineage: Eukaryota; Metazoa; Chordata; Mammalia; Chiroptera; Rhinolophidae
Gene: C22H1orf105
Product: chromosome 22 C1orf105 homolog
Exons: 6
Coding region: 733-1329 (198 amino acids)
Source: RefSeq, a predicted model, not a curated record